AUGCACAACGAUACCCCUUAUCUACUUCAAUUACCGUUUGAUGUAAUUGCUGAUAUAAGUCAAUAUCUUGAUUUAUGCUCAAGAACAAGCCUUAUGGAUACUUGCCGACAUAUGCGGCACCUGUUUCUUUCUUCUAAAUACUUAUGGAAGCGCAUUGUAUUUGACGUUAAUAUGAACGACUUGAGCAGGACAUAUUCUUCAUUAAGAAAACUUGGAGAUAGUAAUGGACUACGACAGCUUGUUCGAGAGGUUGUCAUGGAUGAUUGUGACGAUCCUGAUUUGUCGCCACUCAUUAUGCUGAUUAAAUUUCCUAAUUUAAGAGUAUUGAGUGCAAGAAACAGAAAGGACACGACUAACAUAGAGGUGGACAUUAAGCUAUUACAAGAAAUGUUAAAAUUUGGACACAUCAAGCCCAAGUCUUUACCAAUAGAGAGAGUAAACAUUUAUCACUACUACAUGGACUAUGAACCUCAUUUACACACCUAUCAAAAGACAUGGAACAGACUUUCAAUACAUCCUCAUGUAGAGCUGGAUAUAAAGAUUUGUGGAUACAUCUCAGAAGAUGAAAAAGAAAACGAAAUAGAAAGAGACUUGAGUUUAUUGGAACAACAAAUUCGUCGCUUACAGAUGCAAUUAAAUAAUGGCAGACCAACACUCGCUGAGGAUGUUUACACAGAAAGAUGUCAGAGAAUAGUCCCUGUUCAUGCAAGUUGCUGGUCUUGUGGGUAUCGUUUUGAGCGAUGCUUUAGGUGCGUGCCUGUAUGCAAUGGCUGCGGAUUAAAGCGAAUACCUCCGAUGGCAAAUGAUAAUCAGCUUAGACUAAAACAGCGUCAGCAAAGAACAGCAUAUAAACAGCCAGCACUAGUGGACGAAGAUGAAUUUAGCGUAUUUGGAUAA
Molecule: messenger RNA, 897 nt
Organism: Rhizopus microsporus ATCC 52813
Lineage: Eukaryota; Fungi; Mucoromycota; Mucoromycetes; Mucorales; Rhizopodaceae
Exons: 2
Coding region: 1-897 (298 amino acids)
Molecular function (GO): protein binding
Source: RefSeq, a predicted model, not a curated record